Messenger RNA from Paramisgurnus dabryanus, 3790 nucleotides. Its product is annotated as calcium-activated chloride channel regulator 3A-1-like. Gene Ontology annotation, cellular component: plasma membrane. NCBI's taxonomy places the organism in Eukaryota, Metazoa, Chordata, Actinopteri, Cypriniformes, Cobitidae. The record is from RefSeq and is a predicted model, not a curated record.
CCUAUGCCCGAAUUUACAUUUUAAUACAGAAGUAAAUACCACAGGGUGGUUUAUACAAUUAUGUAAAACGGGCUACUCUGUAGAUGAUUAAGAUUUUUCUACGUCAUUCUGAAACCUCUUACACCUUGGGUGGGAGGGGUGUUGAGGCCUAUAAGAACAGUAUUUGUGCUGAUCAUCACCUAAAAUACGGCAAGUAUAGUUAAUCUACAGCAAUGGACUCGAGAUUGAUUGUCUUGUGGAUGCUCCUGUCAUCCUCCUGCACUGGAAUCCAACUGGAGGGAAAUGGAUACACUGAUAUUGUGGUUGCAAUCAGUUCAGGAGUACCACAGGACAACGCACUCAUUGAAAGAAUAAAGGACAUGUUCACUGAAGGUUCGAUGCAUCUGUUUGAAGCAAUGGACAACAUGGUCUAUUUUAGAAAAGUUACAAUACUAGUUCCACCUCAUUGGAGCAGUAAGGAUUUUACCAAAGCCACAACAGAAUCCUACGAGAAGGCCGGCAUAAGAAUUGAUAAAGCUAAUCCAGGAUAUGGUGAUGCUCCGUACACAAAGCAGUAUGAAGAUUGUGGAUCGGAAAAUGAGUACAUUCACUUUACUCCAGACUUUUUCCUAAAUGAUGAUCACUUCUACGGUUCUAGAGGAAGGGUCUUGGUGCAUGAAUGGGCUCAUCUGAGAUGGGGGGUCUACGAUGAUUACAAUGAAGAAAAUCCAUUAAAUUUUUCUAAUGGAGUUCAGGCUACAAGAUGUAGCAAACACAUCGCGGGCCAGCAAUCAGAGGAGGUUGCAUUUUGCAGAGAAGAUGAGCACGAUGCUGCAGCCCCAAACCUACAAAAUGAGAAAUGUGGUAACAGAGCUACAUGGGCAGUGAUAUUUGAGGAUUCUGUGGACAGUGCUGCCCUUCAAUCUCUGCGACCGUUGCAAUCUGCUCCACCAGCACCAACUUUCACUGUUGUACAGAGAAUGAAGCGUGUCGUUUGUCUCAUCCUUGAUGUCUCAGGAAGCAUGGCGGGCGCUAGGAUUCUUCGACAGCGGCAAGCCGCCACACAUUUCCUGCAGUACAUCAUCGAAGAUCAAGCUUAUGUUGGAAUCGUAACCUUUAGCAGUGACGCUUACAUUCUUAAAAAAUUGACUCGUAUUGACAAUGAUACCACAAGAAAGGAGCUGAUCAAAUCAUUGCCAACCAUAGCAAGUGGAGGGACAUACAUCUGUAAAGGCCUCUUUAAAGGCUUAGAGGUACUUAGAGGGGACAAUUUGGAUGCAUUAGGAGAUGAAAUAAUUUUUCUCACUGAUGGUGAGGCGUCGGACGACCUCAAUACUUGUGUUCCAAGUGCAAUAAAAAGUGGUGCCAUUAUACACACAAUAGCUUUGGGUACAUCCGCUGCCCAGGCUCUGAGGCACAUGGCAGACAAGACUGGAGGGAAAUUUAUCAUAGCCACCGAUGAUUUAACCUCUAAUAUGUUAGUGGAUGCAUUUGCUUCACUUACAAUACCAACUGGAGACUACACAAAAGAACCAGUUCAGCUUGAGAGUAUUGGAAUAAGAACAGCUGGCUGGUUUAAUGGAACUGUAUCAGUGGAUCCGACUGUUGGUAACAAAACCAGCUUUUUAAUCAUAUAUGAAACCAGUUUACCUACUGGUUACAUACAGUCGCCAAGUGGGUACAUCUACAGUUUGGGAGAUUUGAUUUCAGAUAUAACAGCAAAGACAAUCACGCUAAAAAUUCCAGGAACUGCAGAGGCUGGUGACUGGAAGUACAGUAUUCUGAGUGGAAGAUCUCAGUCUUUGACUAUAACCUCAACCAGUCAAGCAGCACAUGCUGAUGUUCCUCCUAUCAUUGUCAAAGCCCAUGUCAGCCAGCAGUUUAGUGACGGCAGUAAACCCAUGAUUGUGUUUGCUGAAGUUAGUCAGAAUUACAGAUCUAUAGUUAAUGCUGAGGUGUGGGCCACACUGGAGCCUGAAACUGGGGCCCCAGAGAUAAUACAACUCCUGGAUAAUGGAGCAGGAGCUGACGCUUUCAAAGAUGACGGCAUCUAUUCCAGAUAUUUCACAAAGUUAGUGAAGGGUAGAAGCAGCUUGAAGGUGCGAGUGAGGAAUAAAGAUGGACAAGCCAGGUUUACUCUCCACAGGAAGAGUGGCGUGGUGAAUGAUAAAGUGAAGCUGAACCUGCCAAAGCUUCCAGUUAAUGAUCAACCACUUGUGGUAGGAAACUUUACCAGAACAGCCACUGGAGAAAGUUUUGAGGUGUCUUUCGUUUCAGGCACAAAACCACCAAAUUACCCCCCUAACAAAAUCACAGAUCUUAAAGCUGAAAUCAAGGAGGACACUGUACUUCUCAUCUGGACGGCUCCAGGGGAGGACCUUGACCUGGGAACAGCUAAAUCCUACGAGAUCAGAUGGAGCAAUGACCAUGAAAUGCUUCGUCUGAACUUCAGCGAUGCUUUUUUAGUCAACACAUCUGCAGUCUCACCUCAAGAGUCUGGAUCAGUUGAACAACAUUCAUUUAACAUGAUAAUCCAAAAUGGUGCGACCAUCUUCUUUGCUAUUCGGUCUGAAGACAAAGAUGCUGUGAAAUCUAAAAUAUCCAACAUUGUUCAUGCAACAAAGGUUCUGCCUGCUCCAGGCCUGAAUUUUAUCAUUAUUAUAAUUUUUGUUUGUGUGUCAACUAUAUCUGUAUGUUUUUGUGUAGUUGUAAAACGAAGACGUUAAUUCCCUAAAAAAAAUCACAAUUACUUAUUUAACAGAUUAUUUUGUCCAAAGUUAAUGCAAAAAAAGUUAAUGCAAACAAAUGCCAAAAACAGUAUAUAUAUAUAUAUAUAUAUAUAUAUGGAUUCAUCAGACGCACAUGAUACACGUCUGGAUCCGAACUUUACUUCCGGUUUCGUUUUUUUAAUGGUCUGACUAGUUGCUAAACUGAUCUCUUGAACAAAUGCUUCGUCGAAAAUACCAAAUGUUUCGGUUUCCUAUGUAAUCUAUGUGUUGUUUUUUUGCUUGUUAUAUAAAUAAACUACGUUUAAAGAACUUUGUUGUUAUUUAUUCUUAGCGGCGUUUACCGGAAGUUACGUGCGGACCGCGACAGCCGCUUGUUUAUGUUGUUACUGAUGAAACCGUCUAUACAGUGGGGAAAAUAAGUAUUUGACACAUCAGCAUUUUUAUCAGUAAGGGGAUUUCUAAGUGGGCUAUUGACACAAAAUUUCCACCAGAUGUAGCCAUCAAGCCAAAUAUUGAAUUCAUACAAAGAAAUCAGAACAUUUAAGUAUACAAGUUGAGUCAUAAUAAAUAAAGUGAAAUGACACAGUGAAUAAGUAUUGAACACACUUUAUUUAAUAAUUUGUAGAAAAACCUUUGUUGGUGAUUACAGCUUCUAGACGUCUCUUAUAUGGAGAGACCAGUCAUCUGCAUUGCUCAGGAGUGAUUUUGGCCGUUCUUCAACACAAAUGGUCUUUAAAUGUUGAAGGUUCCUUGAGCCUCUUUUAUGAACUUUGCUCUUCAGCUCUCUUUCUUUGUAUGAAUUCAAUAUUUGGCUUGAUGGCUACAUCUGGUGGACAUUUUGUGUCAAUAGCCCACUUACUGAUAAAAAUAAUAAUGUGUCAAAUACGUAUUUCCCAUUUUAACAAUAUUAUACAGAUUUUAAAAAUCUUGCUGAAACUUUACAAUGCAUCAAGUAUUGUUUAUAAACAUUAGUUAGGGCAACAUGAACUAACAGUAACAUCAUGGUUUUAAAUAGCCUAUAGGUUUUUAACCUUUGUUUAUCUUAGUAAAUUGAAAUAUAUUUGUUCAUUAUUCAUGUUUGG